Messenger RNA from Neltuma alba, 768 nucleotides. RefSeq lists its product as uncharacterized. NCBI's taxonomy places the organism in Eukaryota, Viridiplantae, Streptophyta, Magnoliopsida, Fabales, Fabaceae. The coding region runs from base 57 to 602 and encodes 181 amino acids. The record is from RefSeq and is a predicted model, not a curated record. The transcript is spliced from 3 exons.
UUUGAACUCGUUCACCGAAGAAACAGAGCAAACCGGAGACUCUGCAACUCGUUGAUAUGUGGUCUCGCCAAAGCUUCCUCACCAACGCCCUCAUUCCCCUUCCCCACAAACCCUACGCCCCACCUCCUACUUCCCAUAAAUUCAUCUCUUGCAGUUAUUCUCAACGUGAUGGACAAGAUUCCCCCAGGAAGAAAGAGAAUAAGUUGGCCAAGUUAGCACUAGUCGCAGUGGCUGCUGGAGUGUUGACACUGGGGUCAGUUCAUGAUGCAUCAGCUGCCAAGAGUGGGGGUAGAGUUGGUGGCAAGGCCUUCAGAUCUUCGGCUCCUCGUUCCUCACCCAGAAUCAACAACAACUCCAGGACCAACAUCUAUGUGAAUCCCCCUGUGGCGCCUCCUUUGGUCGGUGGCUAUGGCUACGGUUAUGGCGUGCCGUUCUAUGGUGGGUGGGGCUGGUCUCCAUUUUCGUUCUUCGCACCAGGCCCAAGUGUAGCAGUUGGCAUUGGAGGUGGGUUUGAUGCUAUAGUGCUGUUUUUGGUUCUUGGUGCUGCUGCUGCGGUUGUGAGGAGAUUCUUUAGGUCAAGAGAUGAAGAGGAUGACUACUAGCACCAGAAGAAGGGAAAAAAGAGAACAGUAUUUUUUUUUUUCCUUAAAUAUUUUCAGAGAAUGAUACAUGUAUGUAAACUAGAAUAGUAACCAUGGUCGAUAUCCCAAAAACUUCAUAUCAGAGUAAGGAAAGGAUUCUUUUUUUUUUAAAAAAAAAAGAAAAGAA